Coccomyxa subellipsoidea C-169 is the source of this 802-nucleotide messenger RNA. RefSeq lists its product as hypothetical. Lineage: Eukaryota; Viridiplantae; Chlorophyta; Trebouxiophyceae; Coccomyxaceae. The record is from RefSeq and is a predicted model, not a curated record. The transcript has a single exon. The coding region runs from base 512 to 754 and encodes 80 amino acids.
GUCGCAUGCUAUCUGUAGCAGGAACAAUACUAUUAUCAAUAGUAUUGAUAGGACAGGCAUACUAUCAAUUAACAGAUGUGCAUGCAAAACGCUUGAUCAACACAUCAUCAACUUGAAGAUGUUCUGUUCCAAACUUGGGAGCCACUACAAAGCCAUGACAAGCCCUCUGCACAAUUUUUUCAAGAUCUGGACCAUGAUUAACGAAUCUGUUAGAGGCUAUCUUAGAGCCCGUUCACAUGCCAUAUGCUGCAAGCUUGAGCCACGCAUGAAGCUCUAGAGAUGAUCAUUUAAUGCAAGCUUGCACACAAUGAUCAGACAUCGUGAUCGCGUAGCUACACACGAUUCAAUCAUUGAUCUCCGGCACUGCGUGCAAGCGCCACUGCAGUCUACUUCACAUUUGUAAUUUGAAUGCAGGCCUACUGCGUGUGCAUUGGAGUGAUAUUGCAGUUGCAUCCGGCAGAUCCAAGCGCCACUCCACUGGCAGGGAUAGCCGCCCCGCAAUACAUGUGCAAUGCAGCUUGCCAAACAGCCCCUUGGGCUACUGGGUCCCACCAGAUCUGGCGGAUUACCUGGACUGCAAACUCUGCGGUCACCCAUGCAGGCCAGUCGCUGCAACGCGACUUGUUCCAGUUCAACGCACGGUCCUCCAAAGCUGUCUAUAAGUGCCAAGCCUGUGAAGGCUAGCCUAGCGCUAGACAGCAAUGCCAUCAAGUCGCAAGCAUUUGCUCACCAAACACUCAGCUCAUCAGUUUAACACCGACAGAUCCUGGAGUUCGUUUAGAGUGGCUGCUUUGAAUGGCAU